Dermochelys coriacea (leatherback sea turtle) is the source of this 8856-nucleotide messenger RNA. RefSeq names its product SAM and SH3 domain containing 1 (gene SASH1). Gene Ontology annotation, molecular function: protein binding. The coding region runs from base 1116 to 5177 and encodes 1353 amino acids. The transcript has 21 exons. NCBI's taxonomy places the organism in Eukaryota, Metazoa, Chordata, Testudines, Dermochelyidae. The record is from RefSeq and is a predicted model, not a curated record.
GAAAUCUGCUCCCCUUGCUUCCGAGAGCUCCGGGCUGGGGCGGGAGACGAGCCCGAGAGCGGUAUCCGAGGAGCACAGCGGGGUCUCUCUCGCACGCGCACGCAGGGAAAACAAAACCCGUUAGGAACCAGAAGACAGCGGGGUCAGGCGAGGAACCUGCCGCAGCUCAGCUCAGCUCAUCCGCCGAGAAGACAAAUUGCAGCGGCCGCCGCUCGUGAAUGCACAGGGCCGGGCGCGGCGCCUUCGCCACCCAAACAAACCCGCAGCAGCACCGCGUGCGGCUCCCGCCCCGACUCCUGCCUCUGGCUCCCGGCAGCCUCGCCUCCUCCGCCCCUCCCCGAGCCAGCCGGCGUUAACGGGGCCAUCCCAGGCACGAGAAAGUUGGGAGCGGAGUGAGGGUGGGGGCUGGAGGCUGAAGAAGAGACUCCCCCCCUCCCCAGGACUGCGCGGGGAAGGUGGGAUGAAAGGCGGAAAAGGAGGAGAGGGAGGGUGGAAAACUGUUGCAUUUCUGGGCUCGCUCGAGCGACGCCUCUUGGCCAGCCUCGCAGAGGUGAAGGAGGAGCAGGGAAAGUAACUCGGGAGAAGUGACCGGGAUUAUUUUUCAAUCCGAGAGGAGUCUUUUGAAAAGGAAAAAGAAAAGCGACGGUUUGCACGCCCUGCAGAGCGAGCUCGCGGGAAGCCUUGCACAGACACAUGCUGCUGGGCGAGCGUGCAGGCUCGUACUCUUCCUCAACUCAACAGGGUACUAACGUUACAAAAAAGCACCACAUAGUAAACAGAGACACGUCGUGCAACAGAAAAAAGGAAGAUGGGAAUGAAGGGAAAAAGAAACUAAAAUCAGGAGAAGGCGGAGAAAACACAGUGACAACAAAUUACUUCCAAAAGAGAGAGAGAAGAAGGAAUAACCAAGAGGAUUCGUUCAGCAGCGCCUGCGAUCUGCUGCUUUGGAGAUUUGUUUUGUUCCUGGGGGAUGCUGGUUUCCAGACCUUGACUUGUGCAUGUUGCUCUUUUAAUUUGAUCGCAGAUUUUGCUCUGCUGGUUGCUUGUUUUGCAAGCGAAAGAAAGGGGAGCCUGGCUUCGGUGUUAAAAGUUGCAAUUAUUAUUUUGCAGCUAACAUGUGCACCAACAUAGUCUAUGAGUGGCUGAAGACCCUGCAGCUUUCCCAGUACGCGGAGUCCUUCGUAGAUAAUGGCUAUGAUGACCUGGAGGUUUGCAAGCAAAUAGGGGAUCCGGACCUGGAUGCCAUUGGGGUGUCGGUGCCCCACCACAGGCGCCGAAUCCUUGAAGCAGUGGUGAGGUUGAAAGAGGAGGACGAGACCGCUGCUGGUCUCUAUUUCACCUUGGAGCCUCAGCAGCAGCAGGGCUCGCCCUCUCCUUCCCCAGAGAUCUACACUAGCCACCUGGUGGAGCACUAUGAGGCUAAGGCUUGGAGGGAGCCUAGCCCUCGCCAUCGUCAGGGGAAUCAGGGGACCGUCAGGAGCCAGAAACUUGGGCCCCACAGCAAGGAGCUGGUGAUUUACCCAAAACUGAAACUGAAAAUCAUGAUUAGGGAUAAACUCAUCCGGGAUGGGAUCAACCUGAGCAAGCCUCCUUACUCCAACAAGGACGGGUCAUUGGGUAACAUUGAUGACCUGGCACAGCAGUACGCAGAUUACUAUAACACCUGUUUUACUGAUGUGUGUGAGAGGAUGGAGGAGCUGCGCAAACGGAGGGUUUCUCAAGACCUUGAUAUGGAGAAACCCGAUGCCAGCCCCACAUCGCUACAGCUGCGAUCCCAGAUUGAAGAAUCGCUUGGCCUCAGUAGUACUGUGUCAACACCAGAGACUGAAAGAAAGCUUUCCCUUCAUAAAUCAAGUUCUGAAGAAAGCUCUGUAGGGAAAGCAGACUGGAAAAAGAAGAAUAAGUAUUUUUGGCAGAAUUUCCGAAAGAACCAGAAAGGAAUAAUGAGACAGACUUCGAAAGGAGAGGAUGUUGGUUAUGUGGCAAGUGAGAUCACAAUGAGCGAUGAAGAACGAAUCCAGUUGAUGAUGAUGGUGAAAGAGAAGAUGAUCACCAUUGAGGAAGCACUUGCUAGGCUGAAGGAAUAUGAGGCCCAGCACAGGCAGUCAGGCAUCAUAGACUCUGCAGAUUGGCCUGAUGGCUCGUACCCAACAUUUGACGGGUCUUCCACUUGUAAUUCAAGAGAACAAUCGGAUGAUGAAACAGAGGAGUCGGUGAAGUUUAAGAGGUUGCACAAGCUGGUUAACUCUACUCGCAAAGUCAGAAAGAAACUAAUUAAGGUGGAAGAAAUGAAAAAACCCAGCACAGAAGGUGUGGACGAGCACUCACUUGACAGCUCUCCUGUACUGGAUGACAGAUCGGCACUUUACUCAGGAGUUCACAAGAAGCAAUUCUACUUAGAUGGCUCUUCUGAAAAGCAGCCUGAGGAUGACUCAGACUCACUCACCACUUCUCCUUCAUCCAGCAGUCUAGAUACUUGGGGUGCUAAUAGGAAGCUGGUUAAGACCUUCAGCAAAACUGAUAGCCGUGGACUUAUUAAGCCCCCCAAGAAGCUGGGGACAUUUUUUUCUUACCCAGAAGAGGAGAAGACCCAGAAGGUUUGCCGCUCUUUGACAGAGGGGGAGAUGAAGAAGGGCCUUGGCUCCCUGAGCCAUGGGAGAACCUGUAGCUUUGGAGGAUUUGACUUGACAAAUCGUUCCCUGCACAUUGGAAACAACAACUCUGACCAAACGGGCAAAGAAGGAGACUUCAUUUAUAAAGAAGUGAUCAAAUCACCCUCUGCCUCCCGUAUAUCUAUUGGCAAAAAGGUGAAGUCUGUAAAAGAAACCAUGAAGAAAAGGAUGUCUAAAAAAUAUAGCAGCUCUCUGUCAGAGCAGGACUCCAGCCCUGAUGUAAUGCCAGGUUCUCCGCAGUCACCACAGCCAGAGACUGAUUCUCUGGAUAAGCCCAAACUGAAAGCUGGUGGUUCAGUAGAAAGCCUGAGGAGCUCCUUAAGUGGUCAGAGCUCAAUGAGCGGUCAGACAGUGAGCACGACAGAUUCCUCAGCCAGCAACCGUGAGAGCGUCAAGUCUGAAGAUGGUGAUGAUGAAGAGCCUCCCUAUAGGGGACCUUUUUGUGGACGAGCCAGGGUUCACACGGAUUUUACACCCAGCCCUUAUGAUACUGACUCCCUGAAACUUAAGAAAGGUGAUAUCAUUGAUAUAAUCAGCAAACCUCCCAUGGGCACUUGGAUGGGCCUGUUGAACAACAAAGUGGGCACUUUCAAAUUUAUCUAUGUGGACGUGUUAAAUGAGGAGGAAGAGAAGCCAAAGCGGCCCACAAGGAGACGACGGAAAGGAAGACCACCUCAGCCCAAGUCUGUCGAGGAUCUCCUUGAUCGUAUCAAUUUAAAGGAGCACAUGCCCACUUUUCUAUUCAAUGGUUAUGAAGAUCUGGACACUUUCAAACUGCUGGAGGAGGAAGAUUUGGAUGAGCUGAAUAUCCGAGACCCUGAGCACAGAGCUGUUCUCCUCACAGCUGUGGAGCUUUUACAGGAAUAUGAUAGUAACAGUGACCAGUCGGGGUCUCAGGAGAAACUUCUCAUAGAAGGCCAGGGACUGAGCAGAUGUUCCCCCCGGGAUUCUGGCUGCUAUGAAAGCAGUGAAAACCUGGAGAAUGGCAAGACUCGGAGGACCUGUCUGCUGCCCACAAAGUCAGCCAGUGAGCAUUGCUUUAACAGAAACCAACUGCCAAGUUAUCCAACUCUGCCUUUGACUAAAUCUGUAGAAGCUCUCCAGCAAGGAAAGAAGGAAAUCCGGUUGAGCUGCAUGCAUCACGCUCCCAAGAGCUGCAUCAAGCCUUCAAGCAUCACAGGUUUGAAGAAGAACCGCAGAAGUUUACCAGCAGCUGUCUGCCGGAGCUGCGAGACUCUGGAUGGCACCCAGAAUAUGGCCAAGUGGCCAAGAUCUCAUUCACUGGAUGACCUCCAAGGAGAAUCCAGCACUGACCUACCGAACACUAGCAAGAAAGUAGAUUCUUUCCCUCAGGAUGCACUGGAUGUAUCAAAAAAGACAACUGGCUCUGUCCUGAAGCUUAAGGCUCCUGGGGCUGGCAUGAGGGCAGAAGACAAUCUGCCUAAGCAAAGUAAAGGAACUGCUGAUUCUCAGAAGGGAAGAGCUAGGAAAUUGGACUGCUCAGUAAUAGAGACUUCAUGUGGGACUCCUACUCAGUACCUGCUUAAAUGCUGGGAGGCUCAGCCUACUUUAGUUACCCACAACGUAACAAGGACACCUCUGGAAAAUCAUCAUAAAAGCAGUCAUGACCUUGAAAGGGCUGAUAACUCUCCAAUCCUCAAAGAAAGUCUGAAAGCUGAGCAAAAGGGCAUGAGCGAGGCAAGAAUUCAGUCAAAAAAUCCUUCACAGCCACCACCGGUCCCUGCCAAAAAAAGCCGAGAACGCCUUUCUAAUGGACUAUAUCAUCCCCCUCUGACCCUAAGUGGAGCCCUUUCAAGUCCAGAUGCACCAUGUUUGCCAGUAAAAAGGGCCAGUCCAUCCAGCCCCAUUGAUUGCCGUGUAGUACCUGCCCGUAGGCCCUCUUCUGAGCAGCCCAGUACCCCACCAAGCACACUGCCCCCUUGGCUAGCUGAGCUUUCUGAGACUGCUAGCAUUCAGCAACAUGUGGUAAAGCUAGGCCCUGCUUUAGCCAGGAAAGUCUCUUGUACUAGAGGACUGAAUCUGGAAUUGUUGAUAGAAAACAAGUUGCAGUCUGAAGAGAUUGAUCUCACAGAGGAACCAUAUUCAGAUAAGCAUGGUCGCUGUGGGAUUCCUGAAGCUUUGGUGCAGAGAUACUCUGAAGACCUAGAGCAGCCUGAAAAGGAUGUUGCUACAAACAUGGACCAAAUCCGGGUGAAGCAGUUGAGGAAGCAGCACCGCAUGGCAAUUCCGAGUGGAGGGCUCACUGAAAUCUGCCGAAAACCUGUAUCCCCUGGACAUAUCACGUCGAUAACUGCCUGGCUGAUUUCCAUUGGCCUGCCUAUGUAUUCUAGCUCACUCACAGAAGCAGGAUUCAACACGCUGAGCAAAGUGCCUUCUCUGUCACAAACUUGCCUUCAAGAAGCUGGCAUCACAGAGGAGAGGCACAUAAGCAAGCUCUUGGCAGCAGCAAGACUCUUCAAACCCCUCGAUCCAGAGGCGAUUUAACAUGCUCUGGAAUGUGGCACUCACCUGAGACCCCGCUGCUUCUUAUUGUACCAGUUUUGCCCUAAUUUCUCCACAUGGCAAAUGGAUCAAGCAAGUGGAUCCCAGGGAUAGGCAAAUAAACGCCUCAGAGGAUCUUCCUUUUUUUCUGUCUUUAGCAACUAAAGGAGAAAAGAAGCAACCACUAGGUAACAGAGACGUGGUACUUCCUUAGUCCUCAACAACAAGGUAUUUUUAGUUCUGAAAGUGCAUGGGGCUAGCCAGUGGUUAGACAGCACCCCAUGUGACCAUUAAGCUAAAGGGGCCCUUGCACACUUUCCACAAGAUUGUGACAGUUACACCUGCUGUCAGCCCUGUUUCUGUUGCAAGGUCUCUAUGAAUAGAAGGCCCUCUAUAAUACUGGGUCCCAGUUACCUAGAGUCAGCCCUGAAAGCCACGUACAAGCCAAUGUGCAACUCACCGGCAAAAGCUCUUUAGCAAAUCUUCUUGGGUUUUUUGUUUGCUUGUUUUUUGUUUUAGCAAUCAGAUGCUAAAUACAUACCCUUUUUUUGUCAUCCUCUCUGUUGCUUGGUAUAGUUGCUGUAGACCAUAGAGCCUUUAGCCAGGCCAGAAUAAUGGACUGGAAUUAGUUUACAAUAUUGACUAUUUCUGUUGUUCCAGUACAACUAACCUAACAAAACUCCUUUUGUGUAUAGAACUGAAGUCAUUUUUGUAACUGCUUUCUAGCAACCAGCUUUUUUAUUUGCCUUAAAAUCAGCUUGUCAGCAGUUAUCUAGUGUUCACUUAUCUGUAUCCAACCUUGCUUCAUCCUGUCGUCAUUCCAUGGCACUUAGGGUGAUUUUCAGUUAAAGUAACUUCUAUAAAUUGUCUCGUAACACCUUCUGUUUGUAGAGGCGCUUUUGCAAAUGCAGUGUUUCCAUUGUCAGGUGAACUGUUCACAGUGGUCUGCAUUUGCUUUUUUAUUAAAAGGUUCAGAGUUAUCUUGCCUUGUAUAUAUGUAACUGCUUUUCAUUUUAAUCAUAUUUUUAUGUACUGGGUUAUACUGUCAAUCAUUAUACUGCAGCUUUGACUUGGUAUCCUGACCAUAUCAAUUCAAAACAUUAGUUUCUUCAAAUGAAAGAUUGCCCUGGGGAAAUAAAAUGCACCGAAGAAGCAAACAGCAUCCCAUAGAAAGUAUCAGCGCAGUGAUUUCACUGCCUGGGGGGAGGGGAAAUCUCAGAGUCUUAUGAUAUGCUGUAAUUUUACAAACUUGAUGUCCUCCAGUAUCCAGUGUUUGAAAUGUCUUCUCUUCGGAAGAAAGUGUCGUUCUGGAAUGCUGGACAAACCAUUUUUUGUCCAUAAAAUAAUGAUCCUGUUUUCUGUCUAACCCACUGUAAAAUCUCCCAUUCACAGCUGUGGAUACUAACAGAUUUUAUUUUUAUACAUGGGCACUCAUUUUAUAUACCAAAUACAGAUCACCAUGAAUAGUAUUAACUAGAUUUUUCUUUGGUGUUUAUAUCCUAUGUACUUUUCUUUAACUUACAGUAGUGGAAACUCUUCAUCGUAGACAGAGUAGACUUUCCUUUGGCAGACUAAUUAAAAGAUGUUGUCUAGUGAUCUAAGCACAGGCCUAGAAAUCUGUUUCUAUUACCAGCUCUGUCACGAGCUUGCUAGGUGAAUUUGGGCAAGUCCCUUCCCCUCUCUGAGGCUCAAUUAUUCACUCAUAAAAUGAGGAUAAUGAUGCUUACUCUUCCUGAUAAAAUGCAUUCAGAUUGAUGAAUGAAGUGUUAAAAGUGCUCUGUUAUUAUUGCCUACCCUAAAUCAGGAACGCAGUAAAUUUUACCUAAGGCAAUAAUCUGGCUCUGAGAGUAACAUUAGGCAUCAGUUUUAUUUACCUAUUUUCAGUUGUCACAAGCCUCUGUUAUUUUUAUCAACUCUGCCCUAAAUUCUGCCAUCAGAAUUAAGGACACCAAUGUGUACAGCAUAACUAAUUCACUUCCUCGUAUCAUCUGAAAUUGUUCUGGAUCCAGAGCUCCUUUGCAUUUUGUCUAAAACUUAUUAGCGCUUUUCUCUGGUGAACUGAAGAACUAGUAAGCUCUUGUGUGACAGCAUCAGGGAAUGUGUAACAUAACUGAAUGUUUUGCACAGGUGGCUAGACUCUUACAAAAGAACAACAUGCUUAUAGUAUGGGCCUUGGUUGUUAUAGCAAUGAUUUGUCUGUCAUCCCUCUAAGUCUUAAAGGGAAGCCUAUAGAAAGCAGUCGCUGGAAGGAGUGCUGAGACAUCCACUGAUAGCUAGGGUCACCAGUGAUUAAAAGUAAGCAGACUGCAGAAUACCCAUUAGCAGUUAAGAGGGGUAAGGGACUGCUUACUAUGCACAGUUUGAGUAUGAAGCAUCAUCUGAUACAAAAGGAAAACAACUUCCGCUCAUCACGGGAAAAGGAAGUCAUAUGAUUAAAAAAAUCCCUCACCUUCAUUUUUUUCCCCAACCUGAUUAAUAACAGAAGGAGAGUCACAGCAGAGAAGGAAACAAUCUGGAUUUCUGAAGCUCUCCAUGUCCCAAACACUCAUUGUAAUUCCUAUGACUUUUGAAUGAUUUCAUUGCAUGGAGAAAUCAAACGACACCUAUCAGGACUUUGCCAUGAGGAGGCCAUUCUGACUUGAAUUCCUUGAGAUUUUUGUUGUUAAUAUUGCUCUUUGAUCUGGUUUUUAAAUUCUGCCGUUCAGUCUUCUUUUGUGUUAUAUUUUUAGCAUGUAUUUUUGAUCUUGGAAAAGCCUUACACUGCUCAGUGGGUGAGCUUCUCCUGCUGGUUUCAGUGCAGUUCAAUGACAGGUGGGGGAUUGCCUGGUGUAACAACAAUACCCUGUUCCUUACAAUUUUCUUUUGAAGUGCAACUUCAACUUUCUAAGCAAAAGUUAGCUCGUUGGCUAUUGGGAAGCACUAAAGAAGCCUACUGAUGAAAUGCUAAUCCGCUCUGCUCAGACAAGUACUGCUCUGUGUCCACUGCGUACAAUUCUAACUUGAAAGCUAUUUGGUAAGGGAAGAAGCAUUCCCAAAAUAUUAGCAAGCAACAUUACAAUUGUAAAUUCCUAUUAAUGCCCAUGUAUUACCAUCUGAGUAGCUAGGAUAUACUCCAUGUCCCUGGCCCUGUGCUCUUGUAUAAGACUGGGUUUGGAUGCAAACUGGGAGCAUGGGAAUGUGAUCAAAGGCAUUAAGUAUUAUUCAGCCAGGUCAUUCUCCCUAAGAGCAGCAAUAGAGGUCAAUUCACCAAGUCAUGGCUGUACAGUUGUACUGUAUUAUUUUUAGAAUAAAUAAUACUUUUGGUCCAAGAUAAGGUCAUUCUUAAUUGACACCUUCUGGGGAAAUAAAACUGUCAAGCAAGUUAUGUAACAACUAACAAUGUUGCACUUUCUGUAUAUGAAAUCAGUAUUUAAAUAACUUAUUUUUCUCCAUUUGCUGUUCUUAAAUGAUGUAAGUAGCUGUAAUAUACCAGUACCCAAUGUGUCCUUACAGUUUGCUUCAACCUGAGAAAGCUGUGUAUUGUAAAGAAAACAACAAUAUGAACGUGUAAAGAUUAUUGUGCUCUUUCAUUUAGCCAAAAAAAAAAAAGUUGACAAAAGGGUUUUCCUGUGUAUCAAAUCUUGUCUGUAAUUAUAUGUCAUACUGUUCAUAGACAAAAAGUAAAUACAUUUCCUCAGUCUUA